Bactrocera tryoni is the source of this 1135-nucleotide messenger RNA. RefSeq names its product protein CREG1-like. NCBI's taxonomy places the organism in Eukaryota, Metazoa, Arthropoda, Insecta, Diptera, Tephritidae. The transcript is spliced from 4 exons. The record is from RefSeq and is a predicted model, not a curated record. The coding region runs from base 247 to 891 and encodes 214 amino acids.
AUGUGUAAUGUAAAUAUUAUUGUUAAAUUUUUGUGGAAGACGCAGUUUGUAUUUAAGUGAAUUUAUAUACGUAUAAGUAUAGAAAUUGAUCUGCGCAAAUAUUUCUGAUAAUGUGCUAAUUUUGUCUGCUGACUGUGGGCAAAUCUUAAUAACGUGACAAAGGCGCCUUUCUCUUUUAAUUUUCUUUAUUCUAAGGCACGGAAACAGUAAAAACCUAGUUUGAUAGUUCCAGAAAUAGACUACAACAUGGCGAAAGCAAACAGCAGUGUAUUUACAUUUUUGCUAGCAACAUUUAUUUUGUUCAAUUAUUGUGCAGCAUAUUCGGCGCUUGAAGAUGCACGCAUAAUUGCAGAAUAUAAACGUUAUUUGCGUAAAACCGAUCAUGCUGCAGUUGCCCGCAGUUUGGUGCAUAAAACUAAUUGGGCGUCAGUGGGUAGCAUAUCCACAAAUGAUAAAAUUGCAGACUAUCCCAUGGUAAACAUAAUCUCGGUGGAUGACAGCGCUGUGGAUGGUACGUCCACAGGGCGCAUACAUUUUUUGCUAACUGAUUUGGAUUUCACUGGUCCUGACUGGAAGCAUAUUAAUAAAGUCACCUUUCUGUUCUCCGAUGACCAAACUUUGAAUUGCAAAAAUCAUGGACUUGAUCCAAUGGAGCCGACAUGCCCACGUACCAUAAUUAGCGGAAAGGUUAAAGAGUUGGACAAAAAUGAUAAGAAUUACAACGACUGGUUGCAGGCAUUCACAGUUCGCCACCCAGCUGCGAAGUCUUGGAUUAAAGCACAUAGUUUCUACUUAUGCGAACUGGAAAUAGAAAAUAUUUUCGUAUUGGACUUCUAUGGCGGUCCUCACAAUGUCGCUGUGAACGAUUAUUAUAACGCGAAACCGAACUAAUUCAUGUCGGAUAGUGAUAAAAGUCAACGACUGAGAUAUAAAUGGAUGUUCAACAUACCACAUUUGGUGCUUUGUAAUUAAAUAUAGGCAUACCUCUUCUAUUUUGUGUUAAUAGAAACAGUUACACUUAUAUAUUUUAUAAACUCUUAUUGUACUAUCCACAUUAGCUGCUUAAAAAGCAAUUUUUAAUAUUUUUAACUUACAGUGAGACUGGUUUAUAAUAAAGCAAUAUAUAAAAAAUUUA